Centrocercus urophasianus (Greater sage-grouse) is the source of this 2768-nucleotide messenger RNA. Its product is annotated as solute carrier family 2, facilitated glucose transporter member 11-like. The record is from RefSeq and is a predicted model, not a curated record. Bases 19 to 1737 code for a protein of 572 amino acids. Gene Ontology annotation, molecular function: hexose transmembrane transporter activity. The transcript is spliced from 11 exons. NCBI's taxonomy places the organism in Eukaryota, Metazoa, Chordata, Aves, Galliformes, Phasianidae. Gene Ontology annotation, biological process: monosaccharide transmembrane transport. Gene Ontology annotation, cellular component: membrane.
ACUGCCAUAGCAGCAGGAAUGAGACAGACACAGAAGCCAAGUGAUAACACAGACACUCAGUGCACUGGACAACCAGCUCCUGAGCUAGAGAUGACCGGCUUCCUGUCAGACCUGGUACAAUACCAGGGACUCUUCCGAAUGGUCAUUGUCCUGGGAAUAGGUGGAACAUUCCAAAUUGGCUUUCAAAUUUCUACAAUCACCUACAUGAAUCAGCAUGUUAAGGCUUUCAUUAAUGAAACCUGGCUGGAGCGAUACGGCUACCCCAUCCAUCAGGAUAACCUCUUGUUCCUGUGGUCUCUCAUCGUGUCCAUCCUUGGUAUAGGAGGUCUCUUGGGUGCUUCAGGAAGUAGAUACCUGACUGUCAAGUAUGGCAAAAAAAAAUGCCUCCUGUGCAACAAUCUAUUAAUGAUAAUUGCAGCAUCUAUCAUGGGCUGCAGCAAAAUGUCCAAGUCCUUCGAGAUGAUUCUCAUUGGACGCUUCCUAUGUGGUGUAAGUGUAGGCUUUUCUACUCCUCUGCAUCAUCAGUAUGUUGGGGAAAUUUCCCCUAGGAAGCUACGUGGAUUUGCAAACUCUACUGCCUCUUUCUUUUGGUCACUGGGAAAAGCCGUAGGGCAAAUUGCAGGACAAAGGUAUAGUACAACUGAUUUGCAACCCAGUUCAUAUCUGGAUCCCUCCAUCUUUUGCUUCUUCUGCUUUUCCAUCAAUUUCUUUCUCUUCUCAAAAACCACUGUAAUGAAUUUUUAUUCUACACAUGCUUGUUUUAUUCCUGCCAGGGAGCUGCUGGGCAGCCAGUCCCGGUGGCCCAUGCUGAUGGCCUCCUGUGGAAUUCCUGCACUGGUCCAACUGUUCACUCUGCCCUUCUUCCCUGAAUCCCCGCCAUAUCUCCUCAUGCAUAAAGGAGACCAGGAAGGCUGCAAGAAAGCCAUAAGGCAGCUUUGGGGUGAAGGCCAUCACCAAGCAGAGAUUGAUGACAUCAUGAAAGAGAAGGCAACAGUGAAAAACAUCAAGAUCUUGAGUGUCCUGGAGCUAAUGAAAGAACCAGCUAUCCGCUGGCAGCUGUACAUGAUAAUUAUUCUGACCGCCUCAGUUCAGCUGUGUGGCAUCAAUGCAAUUUAUUUUUAUACUUUUGAAGUCCUCCAGGCAGCUGGCUUUGAGGAAAGAAUGGUCUACUAUAUGACCCUCUCUAUCGGACUUGCAGAACUCUUAGCCACUGUAGUCUGUAGCUCCAUCAUUGAGCGACUGGGCAGGAAAACACUCAUAAGAGGAGGCUACUUCAUCAUGGGUUCACUGCUAGCUGUAAUCACAGUGACCCUCUCCCUACAGGAUUGGUAUUUCUGGAUGCCAUACUGCAGCCUCUGUCUGAUUAUCUUAUUUGUAGUUGUCUUUGGGCUUGGGCCAGGUGGUGCCACAGUUUCCAUGAGGGUUGAAAUUUUCAAUCUGUCCUGUAGACCACCCGCCUUUGUGAUCAGUUCUGUUUUCAAUUGGCUGGGUGUCUUUGUGAUUGGAACAACCUUCCCAUUCAUCGUGGAAGGACUCAAGCACUUCUGUUUCCUCAUCUUUAUAGGGGUACUUUUCUCUUCAGCAACGUUUUUCCACCUGUUCCUUCCAGAAACAAAAGGGAAGUCAAUUGUGGAAAUAACAGAAGAGUUUGAUAAGCUAAACUUCAGAAAGAAGCAUGUUCCAGCAACUCCAAACCAUGUCAUGGAGGAGGGUUACACCUUCUGCACCAGGCUGUGACUGGCUGGUACAGAGGUAGCAAGCAUUCUUAAAAGGAAGAAAGAAAAUACAUUUGUUGUUCUCUGGUUUGUAUGUUGGUCAAAUGGACUAUCAGCUUUUAUUAUCCAUCACCUACGAGGCUUUUCCUUUGCCAAAACAGCACGGUUCUAAAGCACUCCACUCUGGGCAGCUUAGAAAAGGGAUGAUGGCUUAUAUCAGCGGAAUAGACUCAUCUAACUCAUGCACAUCUUGGCUCAACUUGCUGAUGUGUAAAUCUCUUCUAUAAUGGAGCAAUUAAUACACACUGAAACUGCGUGUAGAAUUUCUAAACAUUCUGCUGACCACACAGAAAAAGAAGACUUAUGGUCCCUUCUCUCUCUCUGAGUCAUGAGUUUGUAUUUACAACCCUGAAAUAGCAAUAGUAAAGUUCUUGGCUUGCUAUCUCUGGCUAGAUUUCAAUUCACAACAGAUUAAAGAAAAAGAGAUAACAGAAUAGGACAGAGUCUUUGUUUCUUUAGACUGAACAACCACAUCUUUCCAGAUUCCUGUACUUAAUGCCACAAUUUCCUUCUGUUAUCAGACUUUCACUCUAGUUUGUCAAAAUUCAGAGCUUUUGGAUUUUAAACUUUCGAUAUCAGCAGCUCUCCUUGCUGAGAAUUGCAUUGAAUUAUUUUAUUUAAAAUAAAAAAAAAAAAGAAAGAAAAUCCAUCACUUGAUUCUAAAAUCAGAUUUAUUCACAAAAUGGAUAAAGAAUGAGUAAAAAAAUUCCUAUACAGCUUUAUUUGUUUCAGUGGCAAUACAGCUAAUGAAAUCACAGAUGGAAACCCACUGUCAGAAAACAGAAGCACGGGGAGUCCUUUCAGAUACUCAGUGCUAUCGCCCCGUCAGCACCAUCACUCUAAGGCUGUUGCUACCCCUCCAGGAUCAGAGUGCCCACAGUUACCUUGAGGGCAGUGAAACACAGAACAAUAUGCAGUGGAGUGCAAUAUGCAAAGUAAAAUCUACUCCCUAGAUGUGCAUAAUAAAAUAAAUGUUCCUUCUUAUCUCUGAUA